Messenger RNA from Mangifera indica (mango), 3381 nucleotides. RefSeq names its product probable disease resistance RPP8-like protein 2. The record is from RefSeq and is a predicted model, not a curated record. The coding region runs from base 88 to 3219 and encodes 1043 amino acids. Lineage: Eukaryota; Viridiplantae; Streptophyta; Magnoliopsida; Sapindales; Anacardiaceae. The transcript has 2 exons. Gene Ontology annotation, molecular function: ADP binding. Gene Ontology annotation, biological process: defense response to other organism.
UCAUCCUAGACAAUACAAGAAAGGAAGAGCAGAUACACUUAAACAAAUAAGUCUCUUUUUCUUUCCUUUCAACAAAUAUUUUAAUCCAUGGAUGCUGGAAUUAUUGUUUCUAGUUUGAUUGAAAAAAUGAAAAAUACUGAAUCAACAACAGUUCAAACCCUGAUUGGAAAACAGCUCCAUUUGUUGAAAGAAUUUCUCAUAAAAAACAAUCAACUCUUCUUACAGGAUCAUCCAACAAGUGAGCAGAAGAUGACCGAGCUUCUGCAAGCAGUUUAUUCCGCAGAGGAUUGCAUUGACACCGGGCUUACGAGGAAAUCGAAGAGUUUGAGAAGAAAAUUAAAUGAACAGAGACUGAGAUUGCUUGACUCUAUAGAUUAUUUGAUGGAUGACAACAAUAGAAGCAAAGAGUUGCUUGAGUGUAGCGAAGAGUUGCGGAAAGAGGGCGAAGAGUUGCUGAAAGAGAGCGAAGAGUUGCUGAAAGAGGGCGAAGAGUUGGGCGAAGAGUUGCUGAAAGAGCGCGAUGAGUUGCUGAAAGAGCGCGAAGAGUUGCAGAGACGGAGAGUGGAUAAUUACAGAAAGAGAUUCUGGAAUCGCGAAGAAAGAAAAUCAGUGUACAUUCAAUUUGGGAGACAGGAAAUGCGAACAAAAGAAUAUUUAAAAGAAGGAGAAAGAUUGCAGAAAGAGAGAGAAAGAUUGCAGAAAAAGAGAGAAAGAUUGCAGAAAGAGAGAGAAAAAAGAUUGCAGAAAGAGAGAGAAAGAUUGCAGAAAGAGAGAGAAAGAUUGCAGCCUUCCAUGCGCUUGAGGCCAUUUUUUAGCACCAAUGAGAUGAAGGAACUGGAAAUUGAUCUCCAGGCCUUAUGCUGUCAAACUGAAAAUGAAGGCAGUGUUGGCUUCUCAAUUCAAACCAACUUUGAAAAUUACAGAGCCUGGGAAAGAAUUGCUGAUUUUUGUUUAAAGGAGGAAACAGAUGUUGUUGGUGUUGAACAACAAAUAGAGGAAUUGGUAGCUCGGUUAAUUCCCAAACCCGAUGACGAUGAUCGAGGUCAGUCCACUCAAGUCAUAGGAGUUGUUGGUGAGGGAGGCUCCGGCAAAACAACUUUGGCAAAAAGUGUAUACAAUAGACCUGAUGUGAAGCAACAUUUCACCCAACGUGCUUGGGUUCAUGCCUCUAAUGUUUCCAAAGCUAGAGAUGUGUUCAUGGACAUACUAAAUCAAAUUCAUCCGGAUGGGUUCUUCCUGGAAGCAGUAAUGUCAGAUGAAGAAGUAAUGGCUAAGCUUACUGAAGUCCUAAAAACGGCCAGGCAUCUUAUUGUCGUUGAUGAUAUCGAGGCGUUCCAAGUUUCUCAAUCUCUCCAAGCUGCUCUUUGUUCCUCAUCAUCUCAUGAUAGCAGAGUAAUUAUCACUACUCGCAAGAAAAGUUUUUUACUGUCGGAGGCUACUCAUUCAGCUUUACGUGUACGCAGAUUAAACCCCGAGAAUGCCUGGAAAUUGUUCUCAAAGAAGGCACUAUCAGAAUCAGAAGAUGAGUCGAAGGUCAUAGAGUUCAAGGAGCAAAUCCAAAAUAUUCUAAGUGGUGGUUUAUCUUUACAAGUGGUGGUGCUUGGAAGUUUGUUGUCUACUAAUGAAGGAAACCAUGAUAAGUGGUCAAAAGUGAUUGAGCGUGCAAUUACUAAUUUCAGGGGAGAUGUGUUAGCUUUAAGCUAUCAAGAUUUACCUGCACAAGUAAAAUCAUGUUUUCUUUACUUGAUGCUUUUUCCUAUAGCAUUUGAGAUCCCUGUGAGGAGGUUGAUUCAUCUGUGGUGUGCUGAAGGAUUUACGACAUCAUUUGACUCUCAUUAUCAGAAUAUAGACCCGGAAGAUGUUGCAGAGAUGUACUUUGAAGAACUAGUUAUCAGAAACUUGAUUCAAGUAACUAAAUGGAGAUAUGGUGGAUGUCCAAAAUCAUGUCGCAUCCCCAGAGUUGUAUAUGAUGCCUUCUGUCAAAAAGCAUCGGAUCUGGGGUUCGUUUACAAUCCACAAAAUUCAUCUCAUACAUCCAACCAAAUUGUUGUUCGGCGACUUUCACUUUACUUGAAUGACAUCAAGUCAUCUUCAAAUCAUCCUCAUCAUCUUCGCCAUGUACGUUCUUAUGUUGCUUUUGACUCCCAAAUACGAGGCCCAGGUACUGUAGGAAUUGAAUUCUUUCUCAACUCCUCUAUUUCUAAUAGGAGCUUUCGCUUGCUAAAAGUGCUUGAUCUUGAGGGUGUACACAAGCCUGAGAUAGGAUAUUAUUUUGUGGAAAAACUGUUGCUGUUGAGGUAUCUAGGCUUGAGAUCAACUUUUAUUGAGUACCUUCCACAUUCUGUGUGGAAAUUACCAGAUUUGAAGACUUUAGAUUUGAAGCGCACGCACUUAACCAACUUUCUAAGAGGAAUACCUAGCUUCGCUGCACAAAGGCUGGAACAUCUCUAUUGUGACCGGAUUUUUCGGCAAUUUCCUCGCAAAUUAUUUCGUCUAAAGAACAUGCGCACUUUAUGGGGGCUAACUAUAAACGAAUAUGAUCCAUUUCUAAUGGAAUCUCUGAAAAAGCUGACAUUCCUCAGAAAGCUAAAGCUGAAGUUCAGAAGUUUGUCCGCGUCAGCACCUUAUGGAGAAAAAAUAUAUGAGUGGGCUUCUGGACUUACUACACUUCAAUCGUUGAACUUGAAGCUGGCAAACUUAGAUGAUAAACUAUCUGGAUUUGAAUUCAGAGACAUGAAAAGCUUGUACAGGCUAAAUGACCUGUAUUUGAGAGGCAGAUUAGUACCACGGAGUUAUGCAGAAUUAAAAAAUUUCUUCCCUCCAAACCUCAGGAGGUUAACUUUGUUGCUGUCGGGCAUAACAGACGACCCAAUGGGAAUACUAGGGGAGUUGCCUGAACUGAACAUCCUCAGGCUUUUUGCUGAUUCCUACGCGGGUAAAAAAAUAGAAUGUAAAUCUGGAGAAUUUCCCAAACUUCAGGUCUUGAAACUUUGGAAGCUACAAGCAGUGGAAUGUUGGAAAAUUGAGAAAGAAGCCAUGCCUUGCCUCAGAGAAAUCGAGCUCAGAAGCUGCACAAAAUUGACAUCUAUUCAAGGGUUGGAAAAUGUUACUACUUUGAAAGAUAUAACAUUAACAAACAUGCCAUCAGAAUCUCGCUCGCUGCGGCACCAUACAAAUACAUCCAUCAAGAUCAACCAGUGGUCAAACUCUCCUUAUUAACGAUUGCCGGUAACAAGUGAUCAUGAUGACUGUUAUGCAAAAGGGUUAGCGCAGUGUAAGACAUAAGGACAUCAUUGUCAAUUAUUUAGAUAUUAUGUAUUAUUCACUUUGAGCUUAUGUUUGUGGAUAUGUGUAGACUAUUUAUAUAUGUUACAUACUAGU